AUGUCAGCUAUACCAGGGUUCGGUGGCGAUUUGAAUAGUAAUAUAGACGAAGACUCUAAUUUAAAUAAAUCGAGUGUCGUGGAAAUUAAUGGGCAAUCGGAAUGGAGAUUUGAAGUUCCAUUUAGAACGAUUAUGAAGUUGAAGGUAGUGAACGGAAUAGGGGAAAUAUUUGGUACAGAAUUACCUCUAAAUGUCGAAAUUCUGCUUACUGGAGUCAAGUAUGCAAUAUAUGCCCCAUUAGAUGAAGGAUGUAAGGUUGAAUACUACUGUGUUUCUAAUAAAGCGAAUUCGACAUCUACAAAUGAAGACGACGAAAUAAGUGAGUAUAUAAGUGAAGAAACUUCAAUGAAUCAUUAUAUGAAUUUGCAUUUUGCAUUGGAAUCGUAUCGUCAAUCUAUAUCUGAACAUAACUUUGUUAAUAGUUCGUCUCAAAAGACAGGACCUCGAGUAUUGGUUGUGGGUAAUCGCCAUUCGGGUAAGACCUCUCUUGUGAAGACGCUUGCAUCAUACGGUUGCAAGAUGGAUAGGAGUCCGAUAUUGGUGAAUUUGAAUCCUAGAGAUGGUGUAUUCUCGGUGCCAGGGUCGUUGACGGCUACACCCAUCAGUGAUGCAUUUGACUUGGAAAGUGUAAAUGGUUGGGGUGGAUCAACGACAUCUGGAUCCACAUUUCAUAAUCCGAAACAACCAUUGGUAAAGAAUUACGGAUUUACUAGCCAUUCGGACAACCUAGACUUAUAUAAAUAUCAAAUAUCGAAACUCGGAGUUGCUGUAGUGUCUCGUAUGGAAGAGGACAUAGCAGUCAAAAAUAGUGGAUUACUCAUUGACACGCCUCCAUUAUCAAUCAAAGAUUUCACGAUUAUUGAAAAUAUUGUAUCUGAUUUCGAAGUUAAUAUAAUUGUGGUUAUAGGCAACGAAAGGUUAUUAAUUGAUUUGAAGAAGAAAUUCAAGCAUAAGAUCGCUUCAUCCCAACUAGACUUUGUCAAAGUUCCUAAGAGUGGUGGUGUUAUAGAGGUAGAUGAUGCAUAUAUAAGAAAAUCGCAAGAGGAGAGUAUCAAAGAGUAUUUCAAUGGUACCAUCAGAAGUCCUUUAUCUCCUUUCAAAACGGAGCUUGAUGCGAAAGAUUUCGUAAUUUACAAGUGUGUUGAUAGUCUGGAAGCGAAUUCAAACCUUUCAUUCCUCCCGUCUGGAGAUUCAUUUACCCCAGAAGCUUCAGAAAUGUCAGAUGGAGAUAAGAAGGAGGAAUUCUCCCUCGAUACCUAUUACUCUCAAUUGCAAGAGCCUAGCUCUUCGAACUUGGAUAACUCGAUUGUUGCUAUCACCCAGUUGCCUCAGAAUAAUAAACUGGCUAGGGACUUAAUGAAUACUUGUGUUUUGGGUUAUGCUCAUGUUUCUAAAUUUGACGAUACUAAGAGUAAGAUGAAAGUCUUAUUACCAUUUCCUGGUGCAUUACCAAGAAAUAUUUUAAUUUCUACAAGCGUAGGAUAUACUGAAUAG
This is a messenger RNA of Debaryomyces hansenii CBS767, 1494 nucleotides long. Its product is annotated as cleavage polyadenylation factor subunit. Gene Ontology annotation, molecular function: polynucleotide 5'-hydroxyl-kinase activity. Gene Ontology annotation, biological process: tRNA splicing, via endonucleolytic cleavage and ligation. NCBI's taxonomy places the organism in Eukaryota, Fungi, Ascomycota, Pichiomycetes, Serinales, Debaryomycetaceae. Gene Ontology annotation, cellular component: nucleus; mRNA cleavage factor complex. Bases 1 to 1494 code for a protein of 497 amino acids. The transcript has a single exon. The record is from RefSeq and is a predicted model, not a curated record.